UUUGGAAAAGAAUAUUUUUUCAGCAAUCUUAGAGACAUAUAACAUCGAUUCGUAUAUAAAUGAAUAUCGACAACUGUCACUGACCAUCGCGUUAAUUGCGAUUACGAUUUCAAGCAAAUGCUAUUCACGUCGAAAUAAGGGAAGCGAACCAUUAUGUUUUAGUACGCUCGACGCUCACCUGUAUAUUCAACCGACGCGGAAUUAACACCGGAGCGCUAUUCCCAGAUAUAUAUCCGAGUGGGGUUGCGGGCGAACACGUGACCGAGAAACGUGCCUCUCCCGGUGCACGUGGACCCGGGCGCAUCCCCCGAUAUCGGCCGCUGACGCGCCUCGUGCCUUCAACCCUCUUUCGUUCAAAGACGGAAGAGAAGCUUCCAUUCGUCUCAGUCAUCGCCGAGUCUCCUCAGGCUGUGUGUGUACGAAAUUGCAUCGUCAGUUUUCGCGAGUUGACGCGCUACGAGAGUACGAAGUCGAGAGCGAUCGGACACGUAUUAUUCGCGCGCGUAAAAAUUCACCUUAAAUUAUACUGAGAGACGCAUUAAAACCUUGACAUCAUGGUGCAUCCGUCUAUAAUUCUUCGUGGUCGCGACUGCGUUCUCGAUUCGGGUUAUGACGUGAGAAUGAUAAUCGAUAGAUUUAAACGACGUUAUCUCAAAGAAGCUAGCUACCGGGUUCGCGUAAUAACGCAACGAGUUUAAUCCGCGAAUCAUAGAAUCGAGAUCGAUCUGAACGCAGCAAAGGGUUCCUUUCGCGGGGAUAAUCAACAGUUACGGCGGAACAUAACACAUGUUCCUUUAUGUGACAAACUCGUGGAUAGUUUGACGACGAAUGCGGAAAACUGGAUAAAACAAAUAUAAUAUAUCUGCUCCAAUUUUGAGUGAUAAAAUAUAAGAGAAUAUAAAUGUGCAUCGUGAACAAAAACUGCUAUUACGAUUAAAGCGAUAUAAAAGCCAAUCGUCGUCACAUUAUAAUUAAUAAAUUAUUUUGCGACGCAAAAACAUAUUGAAAAUUAACAUUAAUAUUUUUGUAAUAAUAAAUAACCCGUAAAGAUAAACUUGCUUAUCGAUAAAAAAAUAUUCCAUUAUCUAAAAACAUUGUCAUUGCAUCUAAAUCAACGAAUAUUACGUGAAAUAAUAACGGACAAUUUUUCAUUAAAAAUCGAAGACAAAUAUGGUGUCGAAUCUUAAGUGAUUGUAUGAAAACUGUUGAUAUUCAAUAUACAUCUUACAUCCGAUAAGAAAAAAAGAAAACUGUCGAAUCCAGAAUGGAUUCCUGCGACUGGACGCGAAUGGGAAACGAAGAGAGAGAGAAGAUGGCCGGUGCGGACGCGGCCGCCGCCUCCUGGCAGCAGUGUUAUACCUGGUGCACGCCGUACUCGCAUCCGCAUCCGCAGCCCCACCAUCACCACCCUCAUCAUCCCCGUCAAUACCAGGAUAGCCAGUAUCAGCAACUACCGGGGAGCGCCUCCACCGCCGUAAACGCUUCCACUGCCCACUACCCGUCCUCCCAGCAGCAUCAUCUGCAACUGCAAACCGCCCAGCCGCCGCCUCUGGACCAACAGCCGCAUAUUCACCCUAUUAAAGGACAAAUCGGGCUCAGGAGAGCAGUUGCUUAUGACAGACCAGGGAAACAGGGCAAAGAUGGACCAGAGGAAAAGAAAGAUGCCGAUGGCGAACUUUGGGGCAACGUGGAAGCGCAGGCCGCCUUCCUCGGGCCCACUCUCUGGGACAAAAGUCUGCCCUACGAUGCCGACCUGAAGGUAUUAAAUCAUUACGUCGAUCUCGAUGAGUUUCUUUCCGAAAAUGGCAUCCCCGUCGAUGGUGUGGCUGGUGGUGGACAAGGUACCAUGCAGGCUAGCCAGCUUCAUAAAAUCAACAAUACCGAGGCCGCCGGACAUCAGGGACCAGCGGGUCUGCACUUGGAACCAGUUACCAAACGCGAAAGAUCACCAUCGCCCAGCGAAUGCUGCUCGCCAGACACCCUGAACCCACCCUCUCCCGCGGAUUCCAAUUCCGAGGACUCGUCACGAAUACAAUAUGGCUUGUCUCUUGUAGCGCUCUCGAUGGCCUCAUCGGGGCGAGACUUCGAUCCACGUACCCGGGCCUUCUCCGACGAGGAGCUCAAACCCCAACCUAUGAUCAAGAAAUCGCGGAAACAGCAGUUCGUUCCGGAUGACUUGAAGGAUGACAAAUACUGGGCGCGUCGUAGGAAGAACAACAUGGCAGCGAAACGAUCGCGAGACGCGCGUCGCAUGAAGGAGAACCAGAUAGCACUCAGGGCCGGCUUCCUCGAGAAAGAGAACAUGGGUCUGCGACAGGAGUUGGACCGGUUAAAAAACGAGAACAUGUUGCUGCGCGACAAACUGAGCAAGUACACGGACGUCUAACAUCUCGUCCUCGAUAAUGCAUCAGCCCGAGCGAUACACGAAGAAGGAGAGAGACAUAGAGAGAGAAAGAGAGAAAGAGAGAAAAAGAAAUAGGGAAGAAAGGGAGAGAGAAGAACACGAGGGUGCAUAACACCAGCUGCAGCCCCCUUCUUACUUACACUCGCAGCACAUAGCAGUCUUCGUGUCUUUGCGGAGAAGCCAAGAGGAUGCAGAGCACGUUGACGAAUAUUACCAACUCCCGAACCCGACUGCCGCCGUCCUACAGAGCCGACAACUUUCGGAGAAAAAUCUUCGAGGACCUCUAUUCUCUAUCUUUCUCUCUCUCUCUCUUACUUUCGCGAAUAAAAUUUUUAUCGAGUCCUCGCUCCUUGUCCCGCUCUAGAGAAAACUCCUUCUCUUGUAAAUAGUUAUAUGUAUAGUUAGAUUAUACACACAUAUACACAUACAUAUACAUACAAACACACAUACGUACAUUUGCGUGCGAGCGUUAUAUAUGGAUAUAUAUAUAUAUAUAUAUAUAAAAAGAAAAGAUUAUAUAUACACACACAUACAUACACGAGUAUCUACAUCUGAGGAAGGAGACCAUAAUGUCAUACGUACAUAAAUUCGCGCAUGCAACGCUCGACGAGAUGCGCCGAUUUCGCGACCGAGUCUUCUAAAUUUACAUCGUGCCGUAUUUGGAAGGAAUUAUAUUGUGGCGAGAAAAUCAGCUGUCUAUAAGGCAUAAGAUUCGACCUUUAAUUCGGCGAAGAAAGGGCGAAUCUCGUCGACGUUGAGCACUGCCACACAUAAAGGAGCUAUAUCGUUCGAUUAAAUCGACAUGGAGCGGAGGCGAGCGAAGGCUGAGAGAACUCGACGCUUUUCUGCGCACGAGUUAAUUAUCCUGGUUCUUCGAGAAUGCGUUAAUUACUGUAGCGUAUCCCACGUGGUGAUGGUACACAAGUGAUUCUAGUUGUUUUAAUCGUAAGAUAGAUGAUAUAUACGUGUUUUGUUUUUUUCAACGCUUCUCUUUUCUUCCUCUCUCUCUCUCUCUUUCUUUCUCUUUCUUUCUCUUUCUCUCACUCACUCGCUCACUAUCGAUCUAUCUAUCUAUCUUUAUUUUAGCGUGUAGCGAAUCAAUCCGGCCACGCGAGGAGUGCGCGAAAGGCGUCGCGACGCGACUCCAUUCUUUUCUUCUUUCGUAAUAUCGCCCAAUAUCGGCGGCUCGGAAUACGAACAAUGAACGGGCCAAUCCCGAGAUAUCCCGAGAUAUCCUUCUACCGCGUAGCGAACAAAUUUUGUACAGGAUGCCCUCUUUUGUAAAAUAUACUUUAAGAUGCAUCGAGUCAUCCUGACAAGAGCGACGGUUACGCGCUGUGUGUCUUUGACGGGAUUUAUUAACGCGGGGUUGGAGACGAAUGGAAUGAAACCGUACCGUGUCCGACGAUCGAAUCGCGUAGCCUCUAACACAGAUGGAUGUGUGCAUCGUCGAUGUUAAUCGUAGGCGUCAUAAGUAAAAAGAAAAGAAAUGUUACACGAGAAUACGAACCAUCCGUGCUUAAACAUAAGCUAGUUGCACAGGCUCGCGUGUGCACUGGCCCCUUUCCUUCCCGCCCCUCUUCUCUUUUUAAGUUUUUAGAUGUUUAUUUUUUCAUCACCGUGUGAGAGCUCGGUGACGGUGAUCGAGAGAGCAAAAGCGAAACCGACUAAGAGAAAUGCGCUUUUUUAUGAAAUAACUAUAUAACGAGAAUCUAUAUUGUACAGAUCAACGCGAGCUCGAGAACAAUAUCUGAACUAGUUCUGCUCGUUGCAAAAUUUAACGAUAAUAAUCAAAUACCGUGCGUUUCGAACAUUUCCAGCAGCGUGGCUCCGGGACAGCCAAAAUAACGAGCGGAAUUUGUAAUCCAAUCGCUACAAUUAAUUUUGAGAAUAAUUACGAACGGCGAGAUGACACUUUCAGUUUCGUUUGACGUUUGGGCAUACAGGCGAUAAUACGUAAUGGCCUUGUUUUCCUCUCGUACGAUGCACAAACGCGAAACGCAAAGGUUUUGUACAUAUAUUCUUUUAUCGGCCAGGAGGGUAAAACAGAUCAUGUUAUGAGAUUUCAAUUUAACUUCGCGUUUGAACGACGGCAAAUCCGCUUUAGAUAUUGCAGGACGAUUUCGCGCGCAAAAACUUAAAUUUUAUUCUCGUUUUAUUCUCGUUAUCCUCGUAUUUUAGAUAUUAUUGAUAUUCAUUUAUCAUGCAUAUUUUUAUUAUAUACAUUCGUUAUAUACGUAUAAAAUCGUAUACGUAAUUUUAUCGGAGUGUAGAAUUUAUAUUUUGUAGAUAUAUGUAUAUGUAAUAGAUCAUUGUACGUUCAUGCGCGAACGCAUUGAUCUCAUUGUUGAUUGAUGAUUUAUCGUCAUUAAAAUGAUUUGCCGAAAGUCGCGCGCGAAAUCGUUUCAUACACAAUUCUCCACGAUUGCCUUGCACAUUUUGACAGCGAAAUGCUGCGCGUAUGACGAUGAAUUCGACAAGCGAUGAAUUAUUGAAUCGAUAUCUUGCGUCGACAGAUUUAGCAAAUAUCUUCACCGAUCUAGAAUCAUAUAUAAUUUCGAUAGCGGCACAAAAUUUUACUUUCCAGAAAUGUUAUAUCGUAAAUUAGCGUUACCUGAUAAGAUAAUCAUUGCAUGGCUUUUCAUUCCGACGCAAUGAGUUAAAGAGAAAAAAAUUAGUAUGAUAUUGCGGCGUGAAAGCGUAAGAGCGAGAAUGAAAUUUCGCGUUUGAUUGUAUACGAAAUUUCUCACAUCAUUCUUAUAAAGAAUAUAACGUAGAAUGCAGAGAAGUUUUUAAUUAUUUACGAUAUCUACUUGAAGAUUAACGCGAGCCAAUAUCAAGUUCGUGCGAUAUCAAGUUCGAUGCGUGUUCUGCUUUUUACGCACGCUCGUCAUCAUUAAGGGCAAUACGAAAUUUUGCAAAAGACAAAAACGAUUUUUUCGUGUGUACAACAUUUAUACAUAUAACACGGUAAAGUAUUUAAAAUGAUCUUUUGUUUGUCGUGGGCAGGAAACAAGAUUUAUAAUAUCGAAAAUCGAUCGUAUUGUUGGCGUACAAAUGUAACUUAUUAUUAACUCAUUUUCCGAUCACACCGUCCCGGCGCCAUUAAUGAUGCUGAAUGUGCGGUAUGAUGUGGAUCUCGGCACAAGUUACUGGCCUAUAAAAAGCGCAUUAGCAUGAUUGACAUACACUGCAAUCCGACGAUAGUAAUAAUAAAUAAAAUAGUAGAGAGUUAUAUAGCAAGCGCGACAGACGCGGCCGCCGGCUUUGCUCCAAAUAGAAUGGUAAGAAAAUGAGAUAGAGGACACUGCCGCGUCUUCGAUAUAAAUAAUCGUCCGAUCCACUUAAACAAAAUAUGGAAAAAACAUGAGAAGAAUUAGAUAUGACCACCAACACAAGAAACCUAUUGUAUCACAUUUCGAGAAAUAUAUGUAUUUGUUAUUGUUUUAA
Molecule: messenger RNA, 5854 nt
Organism: Formica exsecta
Lineage: Eukaryota; Metazoa; Arthropoda; Insecta; Hymenoptera; Formicidae
Gene: Pdp1
Product: hepatic leukemia factor
Exons: 7
Coding region: 1265-2386 (373 amino acids)
Biological process (GO): regulation of transcription by RNA polymerase II
Cellular component (GO): nucleus
Molecular function (GO): DNA-binding transcription factor activity, RNA polymerase II-specific; RNA polymerase II cis-regulatory region sequence-specific DNA binding
Source: RefSeq, a predicted model, not a curated record